Messenger RNA from Mytilinidion resinicola, 773 nucleotides. RefSeq lists its product as uncharacterized. The record is from RefSeq and is a predicted model, not a curated record. The annotation marks the transcript as partial. Lineage: Eukaryota; Fungi; Ascomycota; Dothideomycetes; Mytilinidiales; Mytilinidiaceae. The transcript has a single exon.
CACUCGAAAUACGCAACCCCCGAAUAAUCGAUGCUGCGCGAAAGCCUAUCAGUACGCGCCUCCAAAAACGGCGCCACAGAACCAACAGUUCCUGGAAACAGUCCCGCGGAGCCGCCGAGUUGCUCCGCCAUUGUCGUCUCGCGAUCGGCCAUAGUUAUAACCAGCUGUGCCGCCCCCGUUCGUCUCCGCCUCAAUUCAACCCGUAAGCCAUGCCUAGCAAUAAGCCUCGCCUCCACCUCGCCCUCUACGCGCGUCCCAAACACCCGGGCAGCUACCACUACGCCCUCUUCAUCUCCCCCAAAGGCUCCAGAACCCACCCCCCCACCACCGCAAUAAAACAUCACGUCAAAAACACGCUGCUCAACAUUUCCGGCGAGCUCACCCAGCCAUGGCGCUACGAGCGCGUUGAUAUAUCGGACGUUUAUUUCGAACAACGGUUGCUCGCGCGCAUCAUCAUCGGCAAACUGACCGCUCCAGUCGAGGUAGUCGAGAAGGUCAUCGCUGCUGUGCCGGUGUAUCAGGUUGGGGAGGAGUAUCCUGAUCCCGGGGAGUUGAAUGCGGGGGUGUUUUCGUGUCGGACGUGGGUGAGGGAUGUGCUUGUGGAGUUGGGGACGAAGGCGGUAGUGGUUGGGUUGACGGACUGGGAGGGGGUGCAGAGGGCGGCGGUGGAGUAUGUGGAGAGGAAGAAGGGGGAGGGAAGAUGGAGUGGGGAGGGGAAGGGGGAAGCUGGAACAGUACCUCUGUUGGAUCUGUUGGAGGGGAGGGAGGUUGUG